Messenger RNA from Arachis duranensis, 432 nucleotides. RefSeq names its product uroporphyrinogen-III synthase, chloroplastic-like. The record is from RefSeq and is a predicted model, not a curated record. The transcript has 7 exons. Gene Ontology annotation, molecular function: uroporphyrinogen-III synthase activity. Gene Ontology annotation, cellular component: chloroplast. Lineage: Eukaryota; Viridiplantae; Streptophyta; Magnoliopsida; Fabales; Fabaceae. Gene Ontology annotation, biological process: uroporphyrinogen III biosynthetic process.
AUGGAUAAUGUGUUUGAUUGGAUUGUCAUAACUUCCCCAAAAGCUGGUUCAGUCUUUCUAGAGGCAUAGAGAGCUGCUGGGAUGCCUCAUGUCAAAAUAGGCGUUGUUGGCACCGGCACUGCAAGCAUUUUCAAGGAAGCUAUGCAAUCUUCGAAGGAAUUGCUUGAUGUUGCCUUCGCACCAUCAAAAGCAACAGGAAAGGUUUCGGCUACAAAACUUCCAAAGAUUGGAAAUAAAACAACUGUUCUAUACCCUGCUUCUGAAAAGGCCAGCAAUGAGAUUGAGGAAGGACUUUCCAAGCGUGGAUUUGAGGUUAUUAGGAUGAAUACAUACACAAUGGUGCCAGUUCAAAAUGUAGACGAAAUGGUUCUUAAGCAGGCACUUGCUUCCCCUGUUGUCACUGUAGCUUCACCAUCUGCUAUUCGGAAAUGA